CAGAGGCCAAACCCCGUGGCUGCGAUAAGGCCAUGUGAUGAGCCCCGCGUGCAUACGAAUGACGGUCUUGUCUCUCCGCCACUUCCACACUCCCUUCUUCUAUCUACCACAAUCUACAAACUACAAACAAACUACAAAUCUCCUCUUUUACUAUCAUAACUCUACAGCCAAAGAACUCCGGCAUAACCAUGAACAUCCUCCACUCCACCCUCUCCACCUGGCGCGACCGCCUCGCCCCCGUCUCACGCACCUCCACCUUCCGCGCCUCAGGCCAAAUCACUCCCGAAGAAUUCAUCCUCGCAGGCGACUACCUCGUCUACAAAUUCCCCUCCUGGUCCUGGUCCGAUGCCUCUUCCCCCGCGCAGCGCGUCUCCUACCUACCCCCGGGCAAACAGUUCCUAGUCACCCGUGGGGUGCCCUGCCAUCGGCGGCUGAAUGAGAACUUUGCGGGCGAUGCAGGCCACGAAGAUGAGAUUGUGCAGGAUAUGCUUGCGGCUGGUGGCGAUGGUGAUGGGGAUGAGGAUGGGUGGUUGAGGACAGGGGGUGGGAGGACUGUUGCGGAGUCGCAGGCGGAUAGGCUGAGGGAUGUGAGGACGGUGGAUGAGUCGGGGAAUUUGGGGGAGAGGGAGGAGGAAGAAGAGGAGGAGAUUCCGGAUAUGGAGGAUGAUGAUGAUGACGAGGAGGCUAUUAUUCGGGAGCCGGUUGGGGAGUCGAGCACUACUCAGCCAACCCGCACAUACAACCUCUACAUCACAUACUCCAACUUCUACCGCACCCCCCGCCUCUACCUCUCUGGCUACCUCUCCCCCUCUCAACCCCUCCCCCCACACCUGAUGAUGGAAGACAUCGUCGGUGACUACAAAGACAAAACCGUCACGCUGGAGGACUUCCCCUGGUUCGACGGCAAUGUGAAAAUGGCAUCCGUGCACCCCUGCCGCCACGCCUCCGUCAUGAAAACCCUCCUCGACCGCGCCGACGCAGCGCUCAAAAUCCGCCGCGACAAGUUGAAGCAGUCGCAGUCCUCAUCCGCCAAAGUUGACCGCGGUCUUGAAGGCCUGGUGGAUGAUACCAAGGGUCUAUCAUUGGAAUCUGAGCAAGCCAGAGAAGGCGGCGAUGAGUGGGAGAUGCUGCAGCAUGAUGAGGAAGAUCAGGUUGCUAUUCGGGUUGACCAGUACCUGGUUGUGUUCCUUAAGUUCGUGGCUAGUGUGACACCGGGGAUUGAGCAUGACUUCACGAUGGGUGUUUGAUUGCGCUGUGCUUGUUCGAUUGCAGCUGGAUCUUGAGUUGUUUCGAUAUUUACUGUCUUUAAUUGUCUAGGUGUUUUCGUAUUGGUUCAGGCGCGGUCAUACGGUUUUAUUAUGAUACUCUUAUGGUAUUGGCAUUAACUAAUAAGUGGAAAUUGUGUUGCUUGCUAAGAAGAAUGGAUAUUCUGGUGUGUAUAUGUAGAAUGGCAUUAAUCUUAUAGCUAUCUGUUCUAUCUAAGCCCAACUCGUCAUCCGUCAUAUAUUUGAACCACGAGAAAAAGGAAAAAAUCAUAAAAGAGAAAGGACAAAAAAGAACAGGUCGAAAAAGUAAGAAGGAAUGAAUAAGAAAGAAAACCAAAAGGAGUGAAGGAAAGUAAGAAGGAAAGUAAUGCAAGGUACAUAGAAUGUACGGCAC
Aspergillus ruber CBS 135680 is the source of this 1659-nucleotide messenger RNA. Its product is annotated as ATG3/ATG10 family protein. Gene Ontology annotation, molecular function: Atg8-family ligase activity. Gene Ontology annotation, biological process: autophagy of mitochondrion; nucleophagy; autophagosome assembly. Lineage: Eukaryota; Fungi; Ascomycota; Eurotiomycetes; Eurotiales; Aspergillaceae. Bases 189 to 1247 code for a protein of 352 amino acids. Gene Ontology annotation, cellular component: cytosol; cytoplasmic ubiquitin ligase complex. The transcript has 2 exons. The record is from RefSeq and is a predicted model, not a curated record.